Messenger RNA from Cucurbita maxima (winter squash), 1066 nucleotides. Its product is annotated as cycloeucalenol cycloisomerase-like. The record is from RefSeq and is a predicted model, not a curated record. Gene Ontology annotation, molecular function: cycloeucalenol cycloisomerase activity. The transcript is spliced from 8 exons. Lineage: Eukaryota; Viridiplantae; Streptophyta; Magnoliopsida; Cucurbitales; Cucurbitaceae. Bases 202 to 1053 code for a protein of 283 amino acids.
UAAAGUACAAAAAAAUUGAGAGUGAUCGGAGUGCAACAAUGGCGAAAAUUUGUAUUUAAAAGGAAGCAGUCAUCCUUAGUCAUCGGCUUUGUGCUGUAAAUCUUGGAAUUGCGAAGCCAGAAACUACACUCUCUCUGUUUUCAGAUUUCAGUCGGAGAAAGCCGAGAUCGAUCAACGUCGUUCAGAUUCUUAAUCGCUGUAAUGGCCGAUCGAGCGCGCGCUACCGCUCGUUCUUUUAGCCUAUGGCUCUCAUCGAAUCCAAGCAAGAGAUGGGGAGAAUUGUUUUUUCUUUCCUAUACUCCAUUUUGGCUAACUCUUUGCUUGGGAAUCAUCGUCCCUUUCAAACUCUACGAGAGUUUCACGGAAAUGGAAUAUAUGGUUCUUGGUUUGGUUGCAGCAGUUCCUUCUUUCUUGAUACCAGUGGUGUGGCCUGGAGAGGCUGACAGGAAUUUGCCUUGGAAAGAGCGUUAUUGGGUAAAGGUUAGUCUAUGGAUAGCAAUCUUCAGCUACGUGGGAAAUUACUUUUGGACUCACUACUUUUUCACUGUUUUGGGGGCAUCUUAUACGUUUCCAUCAUGGAGGAUGAACAAUGUACCUCAUACGACGUUUCUUCUUACGCAUGUCUGCUUUCUAUUGUAUCAUGUCACAUCCAACAUGACUCUUAGAAGACUCCGGCAUUCUAUUGCCGGCUUGCCAGAGCAUAUUCAACGGGCUACCAUGGUUGCAUGGAUUGUGGCUCUCUCAUACUUCGUUGCAUACUUGGAGACUCUGGCCAUUUCUAAUUUCCCUUACUACCAAUUUCAGGAUCGGGAUUCAAUGUACAAAUUUGGCUCUCUGUUCUAUGCUAUCUACUUCUUCGUCAGCUUCCCAAUGUUCUUGAGGAUUGAUGAGAAGCCUGGUGAUCUCUGGGACUUGCAAAGAGUGGCCGUUGAUUCUCUGGGAGCAGCAAUGUUGGUGACAAUCGUACUCGAUCUAUGGCGCAUCUUCCUGGGGCCGAUUGUACCAAUUCCAAAAAAGCGAUGCAGUGAGCCAGGGCUGCCAUGGUUUCUUUAACAAAUCAAAUGAA